This is a messenger RNA of Funneliformis geosporum, 339 nucleotides long. The record is from the annotation of a GenBank genome assembly. Lineage: Eukaryota; Fungi; Glomeromycota; Glomeromycetes; Glomerales; Glomeraceae.
AUGGAAGCAAUCCAGGGAAAUGAUGCUAGCGAUAAAAGAUUUAGUGAUAUGUAUAUUUAUACCGCAUCUGUAUGCGAUAUAAUAUUAAAUCCGAAUUGUCUCACUCUCGAAGUCUCCAAGAAAUCACUGGAAUUACAAUUAAAAAGAUUUAGGGAAGCGAUUAAUAAAAACAGUCAAAUUAAGCUUAGCAAUUCAAUAUCGAUUUUACGUGAAGAAGUGCCUGAUAUUUCUAGUAAAAAGAAAUUUACUGAUGAUAACGAAGAUGAGAAAGAGCCACCCAAAGAUGAAACAACGUCUAAUGAUAUAAGUUUUAAACAAUACAAUAAAUUGUUUGAUUAA